AGAGAGGUUAGCACAACUCCAACCAAGACACAUAAACACUAAAUUUGAUGUUUUAGUAUGAUGUUUGCAUUUAAAUGAAAAUACUAAAUCAGUGUACCAAUUUGAUAAAAUGAAUAGUUUCCCACUAAAAUUGGGAUAAACUACCAAUUGAACUAUCUUUUAUGCAUUAUAUUUUUACCUUGCUCUAAAUAUGUACAUAAUAUGCUAUAUGGGCUUGGAAUCCUUUUUUUGUCGUUAAGCCAAGAUCCACCAGACAAAAUUUGCUCCGCCGGCCGGGAGAAGAUCGGAGAUAUGAACACGAACAAGAUCAUUCCGGCCGUUCUCAUGUGGGCUCUGGUUCUAUUCGGAAGUCUUGCUAUCAUUCUUAACCGAUUAAGCGAACCCGGAGUCUCAUCGGACCCUAGCGUGCUUAAGGAAGAGGCUAACCAUGUAGAGGAUGGAGAAGAAGUGACUCACAAAGUUUACUUUGAUGUCGAGAUCAAUGGAAAACCAGCUGGUCGUAUUACCAUUGGCCUAUUUGGAAAAGUUGUCCCCAUAACCGUAGAAAACUUCCGAGCUCUUUGCACUGGUGAGAAAGGGACUGGACGAAACGGGAAACCUCUACAUUACAAAGGCAGUGCAUUUCAUCGGAUCAUUCCCAGCUUUAUGAUUCAGGGCGGGGAUUUCACCCUUGGUGACGGGCAUGGAGGAGAGUCAAUAUAUGGUGAUAGAUUUGCUGAUGAAAACUUUAAGCUAAAACACACUGGACCCGGUAAAGACUCUUCAUACUCUUAGUGGAAGAAGUGUCUUGUUUUAACAUAUCUUAUCAACUAUGGAUGUAGUGGAGAAGAUAAAAUAAGCUGAAGCGGCUAGCUUCAUCACUGUGUUUCUGUUUGCCUCAUCUUUUUUGUUUUCAUUUCCAUUUCGUUUUGUUUUUCUGGAACAGGAGUUCUCUCUAUGGCAAAUGCUGGGCCAGAUACUAAUGGAUCACAAUUUUUCAUCACGACUGUCAUAACCAGCUGGUAACUACUCAGGACUUUAUACAUGUAACACUAACCCUAGAAAUUAAAAAAGCAACUAUCAGACGCCUAAUGGUAAAAGUGUAUACGGUCCAUAUAGUUGACCCCACAUAGUGGAGUAAGCUUGACCACACAUAGUGGAGUAAGCUUUGGUGGUGGUUGUAACAUAUUAAUGAGCGAGGAUAGUUCGAGGCAGAUGGGGCAACUGACAUUGUGUCCUAAAAAUGUGCUAUGGGAUGAGAUGGCACUGCUAGGAUUUGAUUUUGAUGCAAGUGUCACCUUCCAUUGUACAAUACCCUUUUUGCUACUAGUACUCAUUUCUGUAAUCUCCGGAGAUCUGAAACUUAACGAAGUUGGCGUUUUCCAACAUCCUUGACAGGUUGGAUGGCCGUCACGUUGUGUUUGGCAAGGUAAUAUCUGGAAUGGAUGUUGUCCACAAGAUUGAAGCUGAAGGUCGGCAGAGUGGAAUGCCCAGGAGCAAAGUGACGAUUACAGACAGUGGCGAGUUAACCAUGUGAUCAGAUGUAAACUAAAUCAAUGUACACCUUUUGUUUCCUGUUUUACUGAGAAUCUCUACACCUGUGUUCUGGACAUACUUUUGAGCAGUAUCCGUGUUUACUUGCAAGCAUACUAAUAGUUGUAAGAUUGCAGCUGGUUUACAAAUUAUCAAACGCUCUUCAAUAUACGGCUUAUAAUCUGAUGGUCUUUCCAUUGUUGUUACACAGAGUUUUUGAAUCUGCAGUUUUGCUUGUGCUACAACUAAAAUUUCAUGUACUGAUGCACAUUUGGUCAUCCAAAAGUGCACUAACAGAUACCAAAUGUAGGGUAGAUUCAAAAGCAAAAGAUGAAGACUCUAAAUUCAAAGAAAGAUGCCAAUAUGGCUGGAAAAGAAAUAUUGUGCAACAUCUGCAUUACAUUAUCAUUGAAUGUCUAAAGCGUCCCAUUGGAUAGAGCUUAUUAAAUAUGGAAUACAUUAUCAUACACUGAAACUACAAUAUUUGUUCCUCUUUUAAUUCAAAAGAGAAUUUGAUGGAGGAAAUAUCAAAAUUCAGCUAAUCUGUUCUUGUUCAUCUUCAGCUGUCAUUAGCUUUCCAUCUCCAUCCUUGGACUGAAUUGGGGUAUUCCGCUGAUGAUGGCACAUACUGGAGAAAUUAACAGAGAGAUCGGAAUACAGUGAAACGACCUUGUUAAUGUUACCGUUGAUUUCCUGGAUGAGGGAGACGUUUUUGACCAAAUUAUCGUGCAUUUUGGACUGGUGGUUGUCGUUCACUUGCUGAAUCAAGACCCGGUUCCGAUCCAACACCGCCUGCACCUGAUCGAAAUUAUCGCUGAAGGCGUUCCACAUCUCCGACUUCUCAACGUCGGCGCCGCCUUCCGCGGAGGAGUGAACCAGGAGAUUGGCGACGGUGUUGCCGUCGGUAGUGGUGAGAGAGUCUGCUUUGGCUAGGGUUUUGAUCUGGCGGUGGCGGCGGUGGUUGUUAGAAGUGUCCUCUUCCAUGGAUUCGAUUGGCGAAGGAGGCUAAAUUGACUCGGUCGACGGCGGUCGUCCGGCGGCAGUUAUAUAUCACCGGUAGUUAUCAACUAUGUGGAGAAUGCACUGUUCAUUUAUAAAUAUGGGUGCGGAAAAUAUCUCGUAAAGCAAAUAAUAAAAGAAAGAAGAAUCAUAAGUCAAAUAGGAUAAACUAUAAAGUGGGAAGAAAGAUGGAUGAGUCAGCAAUGGGCAUGUGCGUGAUGAUUCUAUGCCAUCUUUCUCAGAGAAUUACAAAAACAUCAAUUCCAGUCUUCACAGUUCAGUACUGUAAAUUAGUUCGGUCACUUCUUUUUUUAUCUCUGCGUCUGAAAUAGUGAAAUCCUCUAUUUUGUCGAUAAUUCCCCGCAAAAUUAAUAAAAAUUGUGUCUAUAACUUCUGGCAUUGUACCAAACAAUAAAUAAAUGAAUAAAAUUGUUUCCUUUCCAAC
Messenger RNA from Oldenlandia corymbosa var. corymbosa, 2956 nucleotides. The record is from the annotation of a GenBank genome assembly. Lineage: Eukaryota; Viridiplantae; Streptophyta; Magnoliopsida; Gentianales; Rubiaceae.